Amyelois transitella is the source of this 2557-nucleotide messenger RNA. Its product is annotated as protein ILRUN. The coding region runs from base 282 to 932 and encodes 216 amino acids. Gene Ontology annotation, molecular function: protein binding. The record is from RefSeq and is a predicted model, not a curated record. The transcript has 5 exons. NCBI's taxonomy places the organism in Eukaryota, Metazoa, Arthropoda, Insecta, Lepidoptera, Pyralidae.
UCAACAAGACAGAUUUCUGCCUGGUUUGUCAAAGUAGAGCGAAUCACUCUCAUUAAUCCAAAAUAUGUUAAAGUUAUUAUAAUUCAGAUAAGUCUCAUUAGUUUUGUUUCGUAUGGUUAAGGGUCAUUUUUGUUAAUAUACGUUAAAUUUUAUUGGAGUUCUCGAAGUUUUUUAGAAAUUAGAGAAGUCAGCUGACGAACGUAAACAAAGGGCAUGUCAUUCAUAUACGAAGUGCAAGUGGUGAAAUUUAUUAUAACGAGUGCUUUGUGAUCUUCAAAACAAUGGAUAUAGAUGGAUCCUCUUUACCGGAGGAGAUCGAUCAAAAUCUCCUAUUACAAUUUAGUUGUAUGAACACUACAGACAGAGAAGAACUUGUAAGCCAAAUGCAAAGACUUUUAGGACCCAGUUUAAAUAGUAACACUGCUAGUUUCUUCUUAGACAUGACCAAUUGGAACCUGCAGGCUGCAAUAUGUUGUUACUUAGAUUAUACAUUACCACCUAAGCUUCCAUCUAUGUCACUGAAAGCUGCUCAAAAUCAAGAGACUGCUGUUGGGCCUGGUACCUGUUUUGAACAAACCUGGAGUAUUGCUAACACAGGAACUGACAGCUGGCCAGGUAGUUGUAGAUUGAUACAGGCUGGUGGUGAACCCCUGGGUGCUACUCCUGUCUAUGUUCCCCCUCUACCACCUGGACACACUACUACAGUUUCAUUAAAGUUAGUCGCGCCUAGUAACCCUGGAACCCAUAGAGGCUAUUUCCAUUUGGUGACGGACAGAGGUGACCAAAUAGGUGAUACAUUAUGGGUAGAAAUAACAGUGGAAUCAGAGAUGACCAUGGCUCUUGUAGAGCAAUUAGCUGCCUUGCCUAUCCCAAGUAGUAGGUUGGAAGAUUCAGUCAAUCAGAUGCCAUCACAGGACGACCAAAUGUGUUGAUAAAUCAUGUUAACAAAGUUUUAUUUGGAAAGAUAAUUGUUUUACAUAUAUUUUUUGUAUACUUCCAUUCUGCAUUUUAGUAUGUAAUAAGACAUUUUAUGAUAAUGAAAUUAUAUGAUCACUUGACUUUCAAAUAAUAUCCAUUUAUAAACUAACAAACAAUCAACAAAGCUAACAAACAUAAUGUAAAAGUCGUUUACAUCGAAUAAUGUUGAAAUGUGUUACAUGGUUAAGUAUGGUAACAUAUAAAGAUGAGGUACAUAAUAAAAUAAAUAAAAAAUAUAGAUGAGGUACAUAAUAAAAUAAAUAAAAAAUAAAUAAAUCUCCGACACAAUAUCCCUUUAAAAAGUAAGAAAUAAGAAAAUGACAAUCUUGGUACGUAUUUAAGAAAUAUGUCGCGUUGGGGAUGCGCUCCAAACAUGGCUAUGAAUAAUUGCACGUAAACUACCUUUAAUGAAAAAAAAAUCAAAUAUGGUAUUGCUUCAUCAGUUUGUGAGCUUGAUUCCACAGACAGGCCAACAGACACGUCAAAUUUAAAACACACCUUUUUAUUCGUCGGGGGUUAAAAAUAACUUAAUUUACAAACGAUUUGUUUGUAAAUUAAGUUAUUUUUAAUCAGCAUGAAUACUUGAGCCACUGGCCACAGCAAGAAUACUCUACAGAUCGCCUCAAUUUUCAGUACCAAAUUGUUAAAACGAUUUGGAUGAAAGAAAAAAAAAAAACUUUAUAAACUUACUUACAUUGAAUAAUAAUGUAAAAGAUCAUUGUGGAAAUUUUAUAAUUUAUCUUUAUGAUAAGGUCAUGUUAGGGUAGCUAUAACCUUUAGCUUUGUUGAUUGUUACUUCCAAGUAAUUAUGCCUAUUAAAAGUGACCACAAAAUAAAUUUUGUAUAAACUGUAUUCAUUUGAAAGUUGGUCCAAGUUCAGAUAUGAUUUUGUGAGACGUUCAGUCACCAUUCACCACAUGGGAGACUCAAAGCAUGUAGGUACUACAUAUAGUACUACUCUGAGAGUUUACUAAGUUUAUACCCUAGUAUAUACUCCUAAGUUUACUAAGCACUAGGUAGACGAUGCUCGAAAUAUGCCAAUUGUGGGACCGAGGAUUAAAAAUACUGCAUUUCACAUCUUGAGAAUGUUGCAAAAUAUAGAUUUUGUGAAGUGACUAUUCUAUGUCGCGCUUGACAUAUUCCUCACCUGGGAGGCUCAGGUCUCUCUAAGUAAAACCUACAUGAUUAGAUAUGGGCCACUGAGGCUUAAGAACAACGUUAUAAUUUCGAGUCAGGACCACUUUUACUCAACUUCUAUAUCAUGUUAUUCUUCUAUACAUUUGUUGCUGCAGUGUUUGCAAGCAGGCCAUACAGAAAAGGAUGUAUUUCUUGAAUAGAAGACUAAUUUACCGAUUAAUGUGGGAAAUAAUGUACAAAAUGCAUAAAUAGUUUUGAAUGUUACAUAGAGAUAAGAAAACAGAAUUAUGAAUUUGUUAAGGUAUUGUUGAAAUUUAUAUCUUAUAAUGUGAAUUUUAUUAGCAUUACUAUGAUUGAAUUAGGUUUACUAUGCCAUUAAGGUAAUUGGGAUUUUAUUGCUAGCAUCACGAAACUUGUAAUAAUAUUAAAUUGAUAAAAUAGA